Acytostelium subglobosum LB1 is the source of this 1209-nucleotide messenger RNA. RefSeq lists its product as hypothetical. Gene Ontology annotation, molecular function: protein binding. The transcript has a single exon. Lineage: Eukaryota; Evosea; Eumycetozoa; Acytosteliales; Acytosteliaceae. The record is from RefSeq and is a predicted model, not a curated record. The coding region runs from base 1 to 1209 and encodes 402 amino acids.
AUGGAUAACAAUAACAACAAUAAUAAUAAUAGUGAAGCCUAUACAUCAUGCACAGUAUACUGUUACAAACUUAAAUCGGUUCAGAAUACAUCACCUGCAUACUUGAACUCACAACGUGCUUGUAUAUUGAAUGAUAGUACAUCGUUGGUGGCAUCAGGCAAUAGACUGUUUAGGAUAGAUGUGCAGUUCCCCAAACAGGUGGUGAAGAACUUUACAAAGAUCAAAGGCAUCCCAACGCCAAUAAUCCUCGAGGAUGGCGCCAUCAAAGAGACAUCGAUAGACAUCGCCACCAACACACACAUCAAGCGAGAGAUACAAUCGGUGGUUUCCAACAAUGAUUAUAGUCGUGUUGGUGUUAUCGACUCGCAUGGCGCUGCCGCCAUUCUGGACAGCGAGUUCAAGACACUGUACUCGCUGCCGCCCGUGCCCAGCGCUGUCGAUAGCGGCUGGUCGGGCAUCAGCUUCGACCCAAAGGACAGCUCGUUGGUGGCCACAACACGACACUUUGAGCGUCAACUGCACCUGUACAAGGGCGACCAACUGCUCACAUCAUUCCCACUGCAGAACAACCCAACGCAGGUGCUACAUGUCCGCGAGUCACUGAUCGCCGUCACCGAGAACAAUCAACUCAACAUCUAUGACAUCAGAACGAACAAGCCAGCACAUCUUCAGAAGUUCGCGCUCACACCCGAGCCUCUGUACACUCUGUCCGCAUCGGUGGAUGGCGUGAACGUGGGCGUUGGCGGUGCCGCGCGCUCAUUCGCCGUGUACGACAGUCGCAAGUGGACCAACAUUGGAACAUGGGCCAGCUGUCUCAAGUAUGAGGUCAGCUACUCACACUUCUCGGAGAAGCACUCUGACGUUGUGUAUCUCAGCGGUCUGGACUCUGAGAUACUGGCAGGCGAGUGGGAUGGCUCGGGCGUGGCCAAUCACUUCAGUGGACUGCGUGUAGACUCGCGUUGGGUUGGUGUCAGCAAGCUCAAGGGUCAAGAGUCACUGUUUGGAAUGACAUCAUCAGGCAACAUCUACUAUGUUCAUGAUGCCGACAGACUCUACACGCCACCUCCCGUCACUCUGAAACACAACUUGAAGCCCCAACAUAACAAGGAGAAGAAGAAGCCAAAGAAGGACCAGCAGCAACCACAACAGGCACAACAGGCACCACCACAACAACAACAACAGGAUCACGACAUGGAUGCUCAACUGUAG